ACACGUCUGAAAUGACAAGCGACUGACAUCAGGCGGCACUGAGCUCAGAGGCUGUUGAAUCGACCGCACUGGGAUUUCGUGGGCCGAUUGACACGUUUCGGUUUCACUGGUUCUUCUGCAGAGGCAGGUUGCAAGCUAGUCAACAUUAUCAGGUGCCCGGUGAGCAGGAGGUUGCCAUGGCCGCGGGCGGGGCUUCUCUGGACCCGGAGCUGGUCCGGGAGGUGCUGGAGUGCCCCAUCUGCCUGGAGACGUACAACCAGGAGCAGCUGCGGCCCAAGCUGCUGCAGUGCGGCCACACGGUGUGCCGGCAGUGCCUGGAGAAGCUGCUGGCCAGCACCAUCAACGGCGUGCGCUGCCCCUUCUGCAGCAAGGUGUCGCGCAUGAGCAGCAUCGCGCAGCUGGCCGACAACCUGACCGUGCUCAAGAUCGUGGACUGCGUGAGCGCCGGGCCCGGCGGCGGCGCCGACGGCGAGGGCGGCGGCCCGGCCUCGGGCCUCAUGUGCCGCGAGUGCCGGAGCCGCCUGCCGCGCCGCUACUGCCCCGACUGCGCAGCCGCGCUCUGCGACGCCUGCGAGGGCGGCGCCCACCGGCAGCGGGGCCACGCCCCCUCGCUCAGCAUCCGGGCCGCGGCCGACCGGCGGCGGGCCGAGCUGGGCGCCCGGCUGGCGGCGCUGCGGGAGACGGCGGAGCGGGUGCGGCGGCGGCGGGCGGCGGUGGAGGGCGCCUCGCGCUCGCUGCGGCUGCGCUACCGGGCGGCGCAGCGGGAGUACGCACGGGCCGAGCUGCGCCUGCGGGAGGACCUGGCCCGGGCCCGCCGCGCCUUCGCCGAGCAGCUGGCCGAGGUGGAGCGGCAGAACGGGCUGGUCCUGGAGGAGCAGGCCUACCUGCUGGGCGUGGCCGAGGCGCGGGCCGCCUCCCGCUGCGACUUCCUGGCGGCGCGCAUCCAGCAGGCCGACAUGGCGCUGCUGCUGGAGGGGGAGGACGACGGCGGCGGCGGCGGUGGCGAGGAGGACGAGGAGCCCGAGCUGCAGGCCGGCCCGCCGCCCGUGCUGGAGCUGCGGGACCCCCAGCUGGCCCGCGCUGAGUGGGGGGAGCUGAACGUGGGGAUACUGAACACCAAGCUCCGCACCCUCAACACGGACGAGGACGACGGGCAGGCGCUGGCGGCGGGGGCGGAGGACGAGGCGGAGGAGGCGCCGCCGCUGGACCUGUACCGCGACGUCGACAUGGCCGCCGCGGAGGAGGCCGUCUGCGCCUCGCCCGGCGGCUUCAAGUCCAAGUCGGUGGACGGGGGCGGAGCCGCGGCCGGGGGCGGGGCUUCCGGCCGGACGGUGGCGGGGCCUGGGUCGGGGUCAGGGGCGGGCCCGGGGCCCGGCGCCCAGCUCUGCCAGUUCGUCAAGAAGAUGGGCGGCAAGGGGAACCUCCCGGGCAUGUUCAACCUGCCGGUGGGCAUCUGCGUCACGGCCCAGGGCGAGGUGCUGGUGGCCGACCGCGGGAACUACCGCAUCCAGAUCUUCAACCGCAAGGGCUUCCAGCGGGAGAUCCGCCGCAACCCCAGCAGCAUCGACAACUUCGUCCUCAGCUUCCUGGGCGCCGACCUGCCCAACCUCAUCCCGCUGUCCGUCGCCAUCACCGCCCAGGGCCUCAUCGGCGUCACCGACAACUACGACAACUCGGUCAAGGUGUACACGGCCGACGGGCACUGCGUGGCCUGCCACAAGAACCAGCUGGUCAAGCCCUGGGGCAUCGCCGCCACGCCCUCCGGCCAGUUCGUGGUGUCCGACGUGGAGGGCGGCAAGCUCUGGUGCCUGGCGGUGGACCGCGACGUGGGCGUGGUCAACUACAGCCGGCUCUGCUCGGCCGUGCGGCCCAAGUUCGUGGCCUGCGACCCCUCGGGGACGGUCUACUUCACCCAGGGCCUGGGCCUGAACAUCGAGAACCGGCAGAACGAGCACCACCUGGAGGGCGGCUUCUCCAUCGGCUCGGUGGGCGCCGACGGCCAGCUGGGCAAGCAGCUCAGCCACUUCUUCUCGGAGGGCGAGGACUUCCGCUGCAUCGCCGGCAUGUGCGUGGACGCCCGCGGCGACCUGCUGGUGACGGACAGCGGGCGGCGGGAGGUGCUCCGCUUCCCGCGCGAGGGCGGCGGCGGGUUCGGCGUGCUCGUCCGCGAGGGGCUGACCUGCCCCGUGGGCGUGGCCGUCACCCAGAAGGGCCAGCUGCUGGUGCUGGACUGCUGGGACCACUGCGUCAAGGUGUACUCGUACCUGCAGCACCGCCGCUCCUCCACCUGCUAGGGGGGCGGGGCCGUGGGGGCGUGGUCCCCGGGGUUUCCGGGGGGAGAUCGGAGCGGGCGUCCCGCCGCCUCCGACGUCCGUCAACAUUUGCGUCCCCGAGCUGCUCCCGCUCUUCCCCGCCGCCCGAGCUCCAGCGCUGGUCUCGGAUCAGUGCUCCGCGCGCCGACGUGCUGGCUGACGUCCCCUCCGCCUGAUCCGGGAACAGUCGAGAGAGAGAGCGGGGCUGCCGCGGUUUGCAAUGCAACCAGCCGUCCGACCAUCCGGGCUGCCUCUGUCUAUUAUAUUUGUAUAGUAGCGCAGCAGAGAGCAAUAAUGUAGCCGUUGUUCUCGUGUAUGGGGGGGAAGGGGGGAGUACAUAUGUUGACAGUCAGUCGUUCAGUAUCCACAACAAUUUAAAAAAAAAAAGUGGUGCACUGUAUGUGAAUUAUGAGCAUAACGACUUGAUUACACUGAUAAAAAAAUAAACUCACAUCAAUGAAAAAAAUAGAAGAAGAAGAAGAAGAAAAAAAAAGCCAUUUACUACGCUAUGAACUAUCAAAAGGAAACGCUUGUAUCUGGAACCUAAGUGAUCCUGUCACCCAAAUUUGGAGCGGGUGGGUGACUUGACCCCCAGUGCCGUGGACCUCCCCACCCUCCCUCCCCCCUCACCCCCCCACCCCCGUGUCCAGUGGCCUGUCUCUUCUGUCAGUGUGACGUCUCUCCUUAUGGUCCUCUUCGGUGUCAGAGCAUACCCCGGUUUGCAAGUUCCACUCCUCCCCAACAAGGAUGAUUUUAUUGAACCAAUGAAGUACCGCGUAUGAUUCAGACAUUCAGCCAAUGAGAUACUUUGAAGGACGGCACGCAGUUUCGACAGUUUGCCGUUGGCUAUCAUGAAGGGGUUUUGCAACAAGUUGUUUUCGCAAAUAUUUUGUGCGGUUUACACCUUUUAUGUGUUUUACUUGUCAGCUACUUUUGCUAAGCCGUGCAGAUACCGUGUUUCUUCUUGGGGUCGUAGCUUGGAAUCCCAACGACGGACACUGGUUGCCAGGCGAUGUUUGCCUGAGGGUUCUUGCCAAUUGGACAGUUCAGUCAACCGAUGGUUGGAUGAACUCUGUGAUUGGUCACUGGCUCGCCCGACCUCACAGAGCAAAACCUGCAUCACACGGAAGGCUGGAAUUUUGCGAUUCUAGCUAACCACCAGGAAGUAUCAGGAGUGAAAACUCUGGGGGGGGGGUAAAAAAAAAAAAAAAAACAAUCUGCCGCCGAGACCUGUCACAAAAAUCUGAAAACGUACAGCUGGCAGGAACCCAUGUCUGCCGUCAGUCCGUACGGUCGCUGAUGAUAUCCUUUCAUGUUUUUGUCUUUGAGGUCAGAGUAUUAUUAUUUAUUUUUUUCCACAUACUUCAGUUAGGGGUAUUUUUUUACUCCUUGGCUUGCCAAUCACAAGAGUGCUCUCAAGUGCUCUUGGAGAAGUGCUUGCUAAAGAAGCUCGGAGGUAGAACUCCUCAAAAUGACACUUUAAGCUGGUAAAGAACUGUCAUACAUAAGAUGUUAGAAAGUACAAGUGUCCUUGUUCAAUUUGACAGACCGCAAAUCGAUUGCUCCCCUUCUCAAAAAGGUCAAAUUACUGUUUACUCAGAACGAAGUGGAGAGGUUUGUGUUUUGAGAGACGUGUUUUCUUCUCUUUUUGAAGAUUUAAUUACUUCCUUUCAGAAUUCAUUCUGGGCUGUUUAUUUUUGUCCGUCAGGGAUUUGCUGAUAUAUUUACACGAUAUGCCCACCAAUUCCUGGGAUGGUCAGAACUCCUACUCCUGCUGGUAGCCUCAGUGAUUGCAAUGACUAAAAAUUUACCGUUUUUGCUUUUUGGUGUUUGUUAUCUGUGUAAAGUGAGUCUCAGUUUCCUGUUUGUAAUGUUUAUUAUCUAAUGAGCGCAAUAAACCAAAGUUAAAGGUUU
Molecule: messenger RNA, 4226 nt
Organism: Anguilla rostrata (American eel)
Lineage: Eukaryota; Metazoa; Chordata; Actinopteri; Anguilliformes; Anguillidae
Gene: trim32
Product: tripartite motif containing 32
Exons: 2
Coding region: 177-2294 (705 amino acids)
Biological process (GO): protein K48-linked ubiquitination
Molecular function (GO): zinc ion binding; protein binding; ubiquitin protein ligase activity
Source: RefSeq, a predicted model, not a curated record